AUGGAGACAACAUCUGAAAAUAUUGAACAAGUUCACGAUCUUAUUAAUGAUGAUCCUAAUGUUAUCAUUGACGAACUCGAAGCACAAAGUGGUCUCAGGCGUGGUACUGUUCAACGAAUUAACCAACGGCCUUCUUUAUGUAUUCGAGCAAUUAAACUUCAUCAUGGUAAUGGAAAAUCACAUGUUCAUGAAAAUAUAGUCAAUUAUCUUGGAUUGGAAAGUGUAACAAUAAUGCCAUAUCCACCUAAUUCUCCAGAUGUGGCUCCAUGUGACUUUUGGUUGUUUGAUUUAAUCAAACGAAAUCUUGACGAUCAAGAUGAUUCUGAAUUGUUGUAUGAAGCUGUGAUCAAAUUCAAUAUGAAUGUAACUAUGAAAAUGACAAUAGAAAAUCCAUCUAAAUCAUCAUCAAUAAUUGUUUCUAUAUUUAUUGGUAUUUGUUUAAGUCUUAUUGCUUUAAUAACAGCUCUUGGAAAUAUAGUAGUACUUUUGGCCUUUUAUUGUGAGAAGAAAUUACGUACAAUAAAUGAUUAUUUUAUAUUAAAUAUGGCUAUUGCUGAUUUUCUUGUUGGUUUUUUCUGCAUUCCAUUUUAUAUUCCAUUUAGUAUUAAACAAUCAUGGCCAUUUGGACGUCUUUUUUGUAAAAUUUGGGUAACUAUUGAUGAUGUUGUAACGAUGGCAAGUGUUAUUAAUAUAGUAGCUAUCAGUAUUAAUCGUUAUUGGUCAAUUGCUUAUCCCAUAUCUUAUCGAAAAUAUGUACGACAAAAUCUUGUUUAUAUAGUUAUGGGUGUUGUUUGGUGUCUUUCUUUUAUAAAUUUUGCUCCUGGUAUAUGGUUAUUAUCUUUAUUUAAUAAAGAAAAAGUGGAAAAAAAUGAAACAAAUAUUGAUUGUUCAGGCGAUUAUCAUAAUUCAUUUGUUUAUAUGUUAAUAGCACAAUUUAAUUAUUUUAUUUGGCCAUUUAUAUUAUUAUGUUUACUUAAUAUGUUAAUUAUGAUAAAUAUAUGGAAACGAACUCGAAAAAUGACUCGUCUUACCAAAACUAAUCAAUCUAUUAAAUUAAAAGAAGAAUAUAUUGUUUCAUCUCCAUUAGGAACAAGUAAAGAUACAGAAGAUGAUCAAACAUUAUCAAUAUUAUCUAAACAUAAUAUUUAUCCUCGACAACCUUCAACAUCAACUAUAAUUAAACAAAAUAAUAAUAUUAUUCAAACAUUUUCUAAUAAGAAAAAUCUUCCAAUAUUAUUUAAUAAAUAUAAUAAUAAAUCAUCAAAAAAAUCUCAAUAUAAUAUAACAUAUUUAUCAUCAUUUAUUCGAAACAAAUCUUCAAAUAUAAAAAAUUCUUCAAAAAAUUCAUAUUCAAAUAAAAUAGAUUUAAAAGAAAUAAGUAGAUCAUCACCAAUACAAUAUUAUUCUAAACAAUCAGCAACUAUGAAGAAAUUCGUAUCAGGUAAUUAUUGUCAAAAUUCCAUAAAAGAAUGUCAAUUGGAAAAUGAUAUUGAAUAUGAUAAUGAAACUGAAAAUGAUCAAUCAAAAUCAAUAUCAAAUGAUAUUGUUUCAUCAAAUAUAACUAAAACAAAAUGUCAACAAUAUCGUCAAGCUCGAUCAAGAAUUAUUCGUGAUAGAAAAGCUGCACGUUCUUUAUUUAUUUUAGUUAUUGUUUUUCUUAUAUUUUUAUUUCCAUAUGUUAUUUGUGCAACAGCAUCAACAGCUGGUUUAAAUGUAUCAAAAAUAAUAUUUGAAAUAUCAUUUUGGCUUUUAUGGAUGAAUUCAGCAUGUAAUCCAUUUCUUUAUCCAUUUAUACAAAUAAAAUAUCGACGAGCUUAUAUUAAAUUAUUUCAAUCUUUUAUUAAAUAUUUAACUUUUUCUCGAUCAAAUCAUAUAUUUUAA
Molecule: messenger RNA, 1881 nt
Organism: Rotaria sp. Silwood1
Lineage: Eukaryota; Metazoa; Rotifera; Eurotatoria; Philodinida; Philodinidae
Source: the annotation of a GenBank genome assembly